This is a messenger RNA of Mugil cephalus (flathead mullet), 742 nucleotides long. RefSeq names its product fatty acid-binding protein, brain. Gene Ontology annotation, molecular function: fatty acid binding. The transcript has 4 exons. Gene Ontology annotation, cellular component: cytosol; nucleus. The record is from RefSeq and is a predicted model, not a curated record. Gene Ontology annotation, biological process: fatty acid transport. Bases 99 to 497 code for a protein of 132 amino acids. NCBI's taxonomy places the organism in Eukaryota, Metazoa, Chordata, Actinopteri, Mugiliformes, Mugilidae.
AAGAGGCAGAAUAAUAACAUGAGGGGGUAAACUUGUAGAAGCUGCAGCUUGCUCAGUGUCCUUUGGAGAUAACUUGGACUCACCCGAAAGCUUUCACCAUGGUCGACGCCUUCUGUGCCACUUGGAAACUGGUUGACAGUGAGAAUUUCGAUGACUACAUGAAAGCGCUGGGUGUGGGCUUUGCCACCAGGCAGGUCGGUAAUGUGACCAAACCGACUCUGAUCAUCAGCCAGGAGGGAGACAAGGUGGUGAUCCGCACCCAGAGCACCUUCAAGAACACGGAGAUCUCCUUCAAGCUGGGAGAGGAGUUUGACGAAACCACCGCGGACGACAGAACCUGCAAAUCCACAGUGUCUCUGGAUGGAGAUAAGCUGGUGCACGUCCAGAAGUGGGACGGCAAAGAGACCAAGUUCGUCAGAGAAAUCAAGGACGGCAAGAUGAUCAUGAAUUUGACCUUUGAAGAUAUCCAUGCAGUGCGUACCUACGAGAAGGCAUGAGCGCCCCGACGGACACCGUCCCAAACCGGCCAUGAAGUGUUGAUUUUUUAAUUAUUGUUUGACUGUAUGCUUCUCUUUGCACUUCAUCCUGCUCCACAUGUACAAGGCCUGCAAGCUGCACAUGUUUUGUAAGAAUUUUUUUUUUUUUUAUAUGAAUACAUUUCUGUCACGGUGGAUGGAUCGUCUUUGCAACCCUGUGUGAAACAUCAGAUGAAUAAAUAAAAUUUAAAAAAUAACACAGAGAA